Xenopus laevis (African clawed frog) is the source of this 3849-nucleotide messenger RNA. It is a transcript of the gene cd248.L, whose product is annotated as CD248 molecule L homeolog. Lineage: Eukaryota; Metazoa; Chordata; Amphibia; Anura; Pipidae. The record is from RefSeq and is a predicted model, not a curated record. Gene Ontology annotation, biological process: cell migration. The transcript has a single exon. Gene Ontology annotation, molecular function: extracellular matrix protein binding; extracellular matrix binding; calcium ion binding. Gene Ontology annotation, cellular component: membrane; extracellular matrix; external side of plasma membrane. The coding region runs from base 562 to 2895 and encodes 777 amino acids.
UACAAGGAUGAAAAGGGGGAGGCAGGGGUAAGCUGAACAUGUGGGAGAGAAAGACCUCCCUCCCAAAUCCAGAGGCACACAGAUAGACAGAGCGAUUCAUUUUAGUCUAACCUUCUGUAAAAAGGAUCAAGAACAAGAGAGAGCAAAGCAUAGAGAAAAGGCAACUGAGAGAGAGCAGGCACUACAACCUCAAAGACUGGGAGACCACAAGAGAAAGAAGCUGCUUAUAAAUCACUGCAGCUGCUACAGGGAGACAAGCAGAGACUAUAAUAAAAGACAAAACCAUCCUUACCGAGAAAGGAAGAAGGAGAAAAGGGAUAAAAUUACAAUCACUCACUAAGAUAUUUCAAAAGGGUCUGCACGAAGAGGCAAAUACAUCCAGCAAAGAUAUCAAAUGGAACUUCAUAAGCCAAAAAUAAACUAAAGGCUCUAUAAAGAACGAAACAUAUUGCAAAGCAUUCUACAAAACAGACUGAGAAACAGACACAGCUAGAGGCACUACUGGAUAUCUUUGCUUCUAACAGUCUAAACUACUAUACUGACAUAUUGCAAAAAAACUGUAUGCAAUAUACUAGGAGAAAGAAAAUGAUCACAUUGAAGUUCAUCCUUACAUUUCUUGUUGUCAUUCCACUGUCAUCCUCUAAUGAGAUUGGGGAGCAUGAUGCUCUCUGUGGUCCUGGUGACUCUUGCUAUGCACUGUUUUACCAAAGGCGUGGUUUUCUGGAGUCCUGGAGAGCCUGCAGAGAGCGUGGGGGCAAUUUAGCCACCGUAAAAAGUGACCAAGAAGCAGCUUUAGUUGAGCAACUUCUCACCUCUUCAUCAAAAUCUCGUGGUGAUGUGGAUCAGCUCCAGCUAAGGUUUUGGAUUGGGCUACAGCGUCAACCUAGGCAGUGUGCACCACAAAAGCCCUUACGUGGCUUCACCUGGACUACUGGAGACCAAGACACAGCAUUUACCAAUUGGGCCCUUCAGCCUGUGUCUUUGGGGCCCCCUGGCUCCUGUUCAGCCCCCCGCUGUGUGGCUAUAGGUCUGGGUUAUGGAAAACCAGAGGAUGAUUUCAAAUGGCUGGAAGGUACCUGUACUUUGCCUGUUGAUGGGUUUGUGUGCAAAUUCCGCUACCAAGGAAUGUGUCCAGCACUGUCUGAAGGUUCUGUCCGUUAUUCUGUGCCCUUUGGCUAUCAUGGUACUUGGCUUGAUCGCCUUCCUUUUGGCUCAGUGGCAGCAGUGUCAUGUGAGGGGCAAAAACAAGAUGUUUCUGUACUCUGCAUGUUAAAAGAAGAUGGUACUGUGGGGUGGAAUGUAAAUGAGCCACUUUGUCACACUUCUCCUGACCAAUGUAGUCGAUGCCAGCAUCUUUGCGGGGAUGGAGGUGCUUGUGCUUGCCACGAAGGGUACAGUCUGCAGCUGGAUGGAUAUUCUUGUGAACCAGAUGAUGACAUGAGCUUUGAGGAUCAUGGCAUAGUACAUGGAUGUCCAUGUCAAUAUCGUUGUUUAGACCUUGAAAAAGGCAAAGGAUACCAAUGCAUAUGCCCAGAGGGUUACAUUCUGGCUGCUGAUGGGCAUCGCUGUGAAGAUAUAGAUGAAUGUGAAGAAGAUGAUGAAGGGCAAUGCGAGCAUUCUUGUCAGAAUACCCUAGGUUCAUAUGUCUGCUCAUGUGACCUUGGAUUUUCCAUCCUAGAAGAGGAUCCUAGUCGUUGUGUGGAUGUAGACGAAUGCCAGAUUGCCAGGGUAUGCCAACAGAUGUGUGUUAACUAUGUGGGUGGCUUUGAAUGUUUCUGUAGUGAGGGCUAUGAGCUGGAUGCAGACAGAGUGACUUGUAAGCCUAUUGGGCACUCAGAAACUAGAUAUCCACCUGGUGCACCUUUUAGCACAUCUGAGGAGAGUGAGGAAGAGGAUGAUGCAUGGUAUGGAGAAGGGGUUGAAGGGGAAAGUUUUUUGACACAGUGGGGUAUGCCAGAGACAGAAACCAGAGGAAGCAAAGUUAGAUGGGAUUCCAGUGAUAAUGCAGAGAAUGAGUAUGGGUUGACAAGACAGGAAGAAAGUUGGGAUGCCACAGUUCAGCCAGAGGUUGUCAUAGACACCACCAUGACUCUGCUGGAUGAAUGGGAAGAGGUGACAUAUCCUGUGGUAUCAUCAACACAUAAGCAGCCUGGGAUAAGUUAUCCUCCUUCUGCCUGGGAGGAGGAGGAGGAGGAGGAGGAGGAGGAGGAGGAGGAGGAGAAGAAGAUGGAUCCUGUUGUCUUGACCACAGCUUUGUUAGCCCAGAACACAUUAGUUGCAGAAAGAUAUGACAGUGAAAAGGCAACAGAUUUCCCCACAACAUCAAUGAGCUCAUCUACAGCUUCUUCAGAUCUGGCACAGCAGCUAUCAACAACUGUCAAAUUAGCAACAGACAAAGUCAGUGUUACUGAAGUCAUAGAAGCAGUCACCACUGUUAACCCUAUAAAAGAAAACACUGAAUGUUCCACAUGUUCAUGGAAAAGUACCAAGGGCCCGUCAUCAUCAUUAGACCAAAAUAAAAAUAUGAACCAUCCACCAACCACAUUGGGGCUGAAUGUAGCAAUAGACAAUAGUUCAACAACUGUGGCUCUACCAGGACACCAGCUUAAUAACUCUGUGGUGGAUACUCCAGUAUUUUCCACAUUUUCACCUAUGCCACCUCAGGAAUCAAAGGGUAAGAGGGAUAACCGGUGGCUGAUUGUAGCACUGCUGGUCCCUCUGUGUGUUUUCCUGGUUAUUAUGUUAGCCCUUGGUAUUGUUUACUGUACCCGAUGUGGAGGGGAAACAAAACCACGUAGUAUCACUGACUGCUAUCACUGGGUGACUGGAGCAGGACCUGAGAAAGGUGUUGCCCCCACAGGUGUAGAAACACAAUAUACACAAGCAGUUGUUUGAAAUGGAAUCAAUAUUACAUUGUAAAAGAGAAUAGUUAGAGGAAUGUGUAAUUCUUUUUCCCUCAUCUUGAGAUACGCUGUCUAAAACAGAGUUUUGGGUAGAUCUGGGACCACUGUAUCUAGCUUUUAUGUAUGUGUGUCAGCUCCACUUUAUACCUCUCUUCAUUUUGCCUUCUGUUCUUUCCCCUAUGCAGCUCCAUCAAGUUUGACGCUAUCCCUAAUUCCAGUAUUAGCUAUAUCAAGUAUACAUUUCUCCUUUAUCUACAGUGGCUAUAAGGCACUUACGGAAAAUAAAGCUGUUGUAAUGGUCCCAUUGUCACUAGGUUUCUGAAAUAAACCAAAGGUGUAUAAUGUUUAAUGUUUCUAUUACCUUGGUGUGACCAUUUAAAGGAGCCAGGUCACAGUAAGGUGACUAAAACUUUGGGCAUUAAAACCUAUGGUUUAUAUCUUUUGCACUAAUGCAUGCUGUCUGUCAUUUACCCUUUAUCUCCAAAAUCAGUGACUUCAUGGAAUAAAUGACACGCUAUCCUAAAAUGAAUGAAUGAAGUCAAUUCACAAGAUAGCAAAGCAUGCAUGCCAUAUUAACGGGGUUAUUUAUCAAAGGUUGCGUUUGUGAGGUUUUUAUACCUCGAAUAAACUCACAACUCAAAUGUUUUCUGAUUUAUAAAAAACUUGAAUGGGAAAAACUCAAAUUAGUGAAUUUGGGGUGAAAAUACUUGCAAACCCAAAGAUCUUCAAGGCGUUCAAGGGACCUCUGCCAUUGACUUCUAUUUAGUUGGAGUAUGUUCGGAUUCGAGCCAUUUCCAGCUUCAGGUUAUAAUAAAUCUCGAAAACUUCAAAUUUAAAAAUAAAUAAAUAACCCCCUUAGUGUUGAUUAUUAUCACGCAUAGCAUUUUACAAAAAAUUAAUUUCACUCUCACAUUGUUUUCUUAGGUUCAUGUUGUUGUCCUUGUUU